Colletotrichum graminicola M1.001 is the source of this 765-nucleotide messenger RNA. RefSeq lists its product as uncharacterized. The coding region runs from base 1 to 765 and encodes 254 amino acids. NCBI's taxonomy places the organism in Eukaryota, Fungi, Ascomycota, Sordariomycetes, Glomerellales, Glomerellaceae. The record is from RefSeq and is a predicted model, not a curated record. The transcript has a single exon.
AUGGCGCACCAGACCCCUCCGCGCUCCUCUCGCUCCUCAUCCCCCGCCCGACCCCCAAUCAGCCCCAUAACCCCGACUCUGCCCCCCGCCCGCCUUCCCGACCCCGUGGCCCCUUUCGCCGCCGACCGCCCGGUCCUUACCCACGCCUCCCAGCCGCCGACGGCUACCGCCAUCCCCCCUCCGCGACCGGAGCCCAUUGACUUUGAAUCUAAUCCCGACGUCCUGGCCCUCAAGUCAGCCAUCUCUAUCCUUCAGAUGCAGUCGAAGAAGGCUGCUGUCGACAUUCAAGCGCUCAAUGCUGCGAAGAAUGCUGCCGUGGAGAACCCCUCUGCCUUCCUCGCUGAUCUCGGAGCAGGCAAGGUGCACACGCAGGGCGACAAACUGUUCCCAGAGUCCGACUCCGACUCAGAUGAUGAGACGGAGGACAAAAAAGCCAGGCAGGGUGCUGGAGAGGGCGGCGCCGGACAAGGAAAGGCGAAGGCAGACCCGCAGCCUUGGGAGACUUUGCCCAAACCCCAGAAUGUUGUGCGCUGUCCGCCCAUCAACUGGUCGCAGUAUGCUGUUGUCGGCGAGUCUCUCGAUAAGAUCCAUUCGGACCAAAUAGCGCGACCGAGUCAAGGUACGCCUGCGACGUUGGGACCGAACGGGACAUACGAGUUCAAGGGAGAGCCCGGAGGUAACCAGAGGCCCUUCAUCGGCGUUGCGGCACCCUACACCCCUGGGAAGGAUAGAAUCGACAAGAAGGUGAAAGGAGGCAAGCGCUAA